This is a messenger RNA of Procambarus clarkii (red swamp crayfish), 2162 nucleotides long. RefSeq names its product protein Tob2. Lineage: Eukaryota; Metazoa; Arthropoda; Malacostraca; Decapoda; Cambaridae. Gene Ontology annotation, cellular component: cytoplasm; nucleus. The record is from RefSeq and is a predicted model, not a curated record. Gene Ontology annotation, biological process: negative regulation of cell population proliferation; negative regulation of mitotic cell cycle.
CAACAAGCUCACGCGCUCCCGAUCUUCAGUCAGAGGAGAGACGUAAGAGGAGGAGGAUGUGCCGAGAAGCGUGACCCGCACUCCCAGUAUCCCCCGUCCAAGGACAGAUACAGACUGUGAUGUUAAUGGGUUUACCAUCCUAAUAGUCAGUGUAACAAAAGGCCAAUACCAAAGAAUAUACGAAGCGCCAUCCUCAUUUUCCGACAAGUGCCAGAUUUACUAGUCCCCGUCUGAUGGUCUGCGAAACUCACCCACGACCAAGACUUGCCCAUAACUCCAAGUGUGUUGUUCCGUUCCGGCAAAAUUUUCCAUAAAGCUGUUGAUCUCCAAGUGUUGCCACGAAUAUGAGAUUAGAGAUUAAAUCGGCGGCCAAUUUCCUAGUCGAUUUGGCACGCUUGAAUAACAGCGGUUUGACGGAGAAGCAGCUGGAUAGGUUUCGCGAGAAUGUGUGCAAUAUUCUCCUCCGACACUACACCGACCACUGGUUCCCCGACAAGCCUUUCAAGGGUUCCGGUUACCGCUGCAUCAGAAUCAACGGCCACUUGGACCCGCUGAUCGCCAGAGCUGGGUUCAUGAUGGGCUUAGCUGUGUCGUUCCUCAGAUCUCUCUUCCCAUCGGAGCUCACCAUGUGGGUGGAUCCCAUGGAAGUGGCGUACCGGAUCGGAGAGAAUGGCUCCAUCUGCGUGCUGUACGAGGACGUGCAGCCCAAGUGUCCGUCACCGAUGGAGACCAAGUCCCCUGCCAAGUCCAUGGCAAUAACGCCCGUCAAGCCUGUGCCCCAACCUCCGCCCCAACAGCCAGCGUCUCCGCCUCCAGCUCUGCCCCCACAUCAUCAUCUCCAGCAGCAACAAGUCACUCAUCAUGCUCAUCAUCAUCAUCAUCAUCACUUCUCGCCGUCCAAGUCCGUCGUGGUGUCCAGCCCACUUCAUCAUUCCCCGCCCCUUUCCCCCGUGACGACCCAACAGCAGCAGCAGCAGCAGCAAGUAGCCGCAGCGACUGCCAUGCACCUGAGUAUGUUCAUCAUGGGGAAAGAGAGUGGUAGCCUGGUCAAGUGCAAGGAAUCUCUCCGUGGAGGGCUGGACGCGCGAUCCCUACAGAUGGAUCGGCUCUUCGUGUCAAGUUGAGCCAACUCUCCGUGACAACUCUUUGUGAUCUCAACCACGCCAACAGUUGAAAGUACAAUCAGGGACCAACAGGUGAUCGAACCACCACCAGCCGCCACCAUGAGAUGGGUCGGUUGUUUUACCAGCGUCUGAACGACCCACGUCGCCCUAUCACAACUCGAAAAAUUCUAAGAUUAUUUGUAAACAGUAAUAUUUAUGUACAUAAUGAGCUAUAUUAUAUAAUAUAAUAUACCUAUUAAGUGUUGUGGUAUGAGUGUUUGGUCGUGUAGACGCAAGUGUGACCACCGUUUCUAUCAUGGGAUGACGAUCACUGCUGCUCUGAUGCUCUGACAUUGCAUGCCUCCUCGUACUUACCCACGCCCCUAACCCUGUAGCACGUAGCUGUGGUUCUACUCGCCCGGGCACGAACCGCCCUCUGGGACCAGGAAUCGCAUCGGUUCCGUCUAUUCCAAGUCCCCUGGUGCGGUUCUGGGCUUGUGUACCUUAGCGACCAUGGCGAGCUGGGGGGUUAGCGUUGAGCAGCCUGUCUUUCUACGAGUGGACAAGAGCAGCUCUUGUAGCUGUUCUGCUGGAGAGCAACGAGCAGCUCCUGCAGCUGUUCCACCGGAGGGCAGCGAGCAGCUCCUGCAGCUGUUCGUGUGGGCCGCCGUGGUGGUGAAGCUGUGAUAUGACAGCCACGGCAGCCCGGCUCCUCACACCGAAAAUAUCCCAGUUCACCCUAUGACUGAAAAAUUCACUUUUUCAGAUGGUACAAAGUCAAAGUUUUUAAAAAGUGUCUGUGAUUUAAUUCGGUCGCAGUAUUUUAUUUUCAUUUUAUGAAAAAAAUGUUCUAGCUCAGUUCAUCAAUGUUUAGCUUUAGCGACAUUUUUUUGCUUUAAGCAAUUCAUGGGUAGUGAUAUAAUUGUGUACAUUUUUCCUUGUUGGUGCAUGCUUAUCUUGUAAUAUAUGCCUGUAAAAAGCCUAUUUUGUUCCACAAAACGUCUAAUUUUACUAGAAAAUCGUUUUGUACAGUAUAAAUAAAAUGUCCAAUGCAUUGAA